Molecule: messenger RNA, 932 nt
Organism: Vitis riparia (riverbank grape)
Lineage: Eukaryota; Viridiplantae; Streptophyta; Magnoliopsida; Vitales; Vitaceae
Product: EEF1A lysine methyltransferase 1
Exons: 4
Coding region: 30-704 (224 amino acids)
Biological process (GO): methylation
Molecular function (GO): nucleic acid binding; protein-lysine N-methyltransferase activity
Source: RefSeq, a predicted model, not a curated record
UCAUUGUACUGAGCUUCAAGGCAGAGGAAAUGGAGUUGAACAACGGCAACUGCGACUCAGACGAUGACACUCCGAGGCUGAGCAGUGAAGCCAUGGCGGCUUUGAGAGAGUUCCUGAGCGAGCAGACUCAGACCCAUGUCGACGCCGACGCAGUUUCUUUGGUUUCAGAGGAUUGGAGGCUGAGCCAGUUCUGGUACGAUCCCCAAACGGCCGAAACAGUGUCUAAAGAGGUUCUCACUCUUUGCGACUCCUCCGAUUCUCUUGUUCGUGUCGCUUGCGUCGCUUGUCCCACCCUCUACGCCUAUCUCAAGAAAAUUGAUCCUAAUGUUUCUCUGCAACUUCUUGAGUAUGACAAACGUUUUGAGCAAUAUGGAAGUGAUUUCACAUUCUAUGAUUAUAACCAACCAGAAGAGUUGCCUCCAGAAUUGAAGCAUGCUUUUCAAGUUGUAGUGGCAGAUCCUCCUUACCUGAGUAAGGAGUGCUUGGAGAAAGUCGCUCAAACAAUUUCAUUUCUAGCACGACCAGGAGAAUCCUUCUUGCUUCUGCUCACAGGGGAGGUGCAGAGGGAAAGGGCUGCUGAGCUCUUGGGUAUGCAUCCAUGUUGUUUCAGGCCUCAGCAUUCAAACAAACUGGGAAAUGAGUUUCGGUUGUUUACAAACUACGAUCCUGGAAUGAGAUUAGGUGGGUGGGAUAAACAACUUUAACCCUUGUAAUCCUAGCGCAAACGGUGUGAUUACAGUUGAAUUACUUGCUCAUAACCUGAUUUUUUUCUGGAUAAUUAUAUCAUGUAACAUUGCUGGCUUCUUCUCCAUUUUCUUGGACUGGCUCUGCUCUUUGUGCAAUUGAAUCUUGCUGAAUUUUGUAGAUGACAAUAGAUUGGCAAUUUUUUCAUGCUCUUUUACUGCUUUAUAUCAUCCCCUUGUUUUGAGUCA